Messenger RNA from Salvia miltiorrhiza (redroot sage), 1737 nucleotides. RefSeq lists its product as uncharacterized. Lineage: Eukaryota; Viridiplantae; Streptophyta; Magnoliopsida; Lamiales; Lamiaceae. Bases 1 to 1737 code for a protein of 578 amino acids. The transcript has 5 exons. The record is from RefSeq and is a predicted model, not a curated record.
AUGUGCACAAUCCCUUCUGGUGUGACCGUGUCGAUCAAAUCGCGAUUAAGCAUGAUGAAUUUUGUUUUUAAUUUCUGGGGUGUAUGGAAGCAAGACUACGAUUCUGGAAAAUUGAUAUAUGAUAGCUAUAAUUCGAGCGAAAUUAAAGAAAGCUAUGAUAAGAUGACUUAUGAGCGCAUAUAUGAUGAAUUUGUUAAUUGUUAUGGUAGUAAACCUUUGAAAGUCUAUGCUUUAGAUGACGAUUAUACUCUUGAUAAAGGCUUAGUUCUCCUUAGGGAUUCACAGCACUAUAAGAAGGUAAUUGAUUACUUUGAAUUAGUUGGACAAGAAGAUGUCUACUUGUUUGCUGAUCAUGAAAGAGAUCUCAUGCCCCCUAUUACACAUUUACCUUUGUUGGAUGAGGAAAAUGGUAGUGAUGACUUAGAGGAGGUACAUGAUUUGAAGAUUGCAAAUGAUGGUGGGGUUAAUGAUCAGGCAGAGACUGAUGAGAAGGUGGAGACAGUAGACAUUGGGCUAAAGGAGUUACAGGUAGAUGAAGGGAUGGAGAAAUUUGAACAUGAUGAUAAUGUUAUAGGAGUUAAUGAAGUGGGGAGUGAGGAAGAGGGUGAUGACCUAGGUUUUGUGGAAGUUGGGGAGCAUGGUAACUUUGAAUUAGGUAUGACCUUUGUAGGGGCAAAUGAUUGUAGGGAUGCUAUCAAUACCUAUGCUGUGAAAUUUGGAUACAAACUUAAGUUUGUAAAUAAUGAACCUAAGAGAAUCAGAGUCAUUUGCGUUAGUGAGAGGUCUUGUCCGUUUGUUAUGCUUGCUUCAAAGGAUGAGGAGACAGAAGGGUUAGUUGUUAAAACAUUGGUAGCCCAACAUAACUGUACUAAGCAGAGGGAGGUGUCUAGUGCCUCUCAAGCUGGGCAGGUGAAAGAACACUUAAAAAUGCAUCUUAACUUGAUGAAGUGCAAAAAGGCUAAGAGAAUUAUUCUGACCAAGCUUAAAGGCAGCUACAGAGAGGAGUUCAAUAUGCUUCGUGGCUAUAUUGAGAAGGUGAAAGAGACAAACCCGGGGACAAAGAUGGAGCUGCAACUAUCUAGGGACGAGUUGGCAAAUGGUGGAAGGGUUUUCAAGAGGAUUUUUGUCAUGCUUGAUGCAUGUAUGAAGAAUUGGCUUGGGGGUUGUAGGCUGUUGAUUUCUUUAGAUGGUUUUCACCUAAAAGGGGUUACAUUUGGGUUACUUCUCACAACUGUUGGCAAGGAUGAAAAUGAUGGAGUGAUUCCAAGUGCAUGGGCAGUGGUCAAUAAGGAGAACAAGCACAACUGGACUUGGUUUUUAAGUUGGUUGAAGUGUGAGUUACAGCUUGGUAAUGGAUCAAGAGCCACUAUUAUGUCAGAUAUGCAUAAGGGUUUGAUGGAGGCAGUAAAUGAUCAAAUCCCAGAUGUUGAGCAUAGAUGGUGUGCAAGACACAUCUAUGCUAACUGGAGUAAAAAAUGGAGAGGUGAGGAAUUGAAGAAGAGGUUUUGGUUAGCAGCUUGGUCUUCAUUCGAAAAAGAGUUCAAGUUGAACAUGGCGAAGCUUAGCUCUAUAAAGAAGCAGACUGCAGUGGAUCUUCUCCAUUAUCCACCCCAAAACUGGUGUAGAGCAUACACGAGUGACAUAUGCUGCAUUCACAUGGUAGAUAACAACAUCUCUGAAUCUGUAACACCCUGUAUUUUGAGAAGCUAUAUGUGCCCUAGCUCAAACUUAAAUUGA